UUCGAUCGCCAGUCUCAGCCCCCGUAUAUGUGUCUGUGUCUGUGUCUCUGAGUCCCUGCAUCUGUAUCUGUAUCUUUAGCUGUGUCUGAGUGCGUGUGUGUUGUGUGUGCCGGUGGCUAAACAAAAUAACCACAAUUAAAAAGCCCAAAAUUGAAAAAGUCUGGUCAAAAUUCAAUUAAUUUUUUUGAAGUGCUCAUGGUGUAAUAACAACAUAAAAGGCAAAUAAAAUAUCUACAUAAAUCCAACUCGUAUUUUUGGUGCUGGGAGAUAUGUAAAAAACCUGAAAACUGCGAAAAAUAAAUUUACCAAAUGAGCUGACAAUGAUCGGAUUGAAAGCGUCGACUCUUUGAGGCAGGCAUCGAAAUCAAACCGAAAACCCACGAAAACCCGCCGGCAACUGAAUCCACUGAAUGCGAGUACUGGCAACCAAAUAGGAGCCCUGAAAUACCUUGUGCCCAGCUAGCAGCUGCAAUAAUGCACAUUUCUGCUGAGGUCAGUUCGACCACCUCAAAUCAAAUACAGCAGCAGCAGCAGCAGCAGCAGCAACAGCAUCAGCAGCAGCAACAACAUCAAACGCUGCAACAGCAGCAACAACAGACAGCAACAACGACGACCACAACGAAGCGGCGAAAUGCUGAGUCCUCUGCCAACAAUAACAACAAUUCCAGCACCACUAACAACAACAAUAACACCACCAAUAAUAACAACAACAACAACAGCACCACGAAUAACAACAACAACAACAGCAAUAAUAAUAAUAAUGUUAAAACAAAGCCCGUGGACACGAGUCCUUAUUUGACCCCCGAGAAUCUCAUCGAACGCACCGUCGACGUCCUGCUCGCCGAACAUCCCGGCGAACUGGUCAAGACGGGGUCACCACAUGUGGUUUGCACCACUUUGCCCACACACUGGCGCUCUAAUAAAACCCUACCGAUCGCCUUCAAGGUUUUGGCAUUGGGCGAGGUCAUGGAUGGCACAAUAGUCACUAUUCGGGCUGGAAAUGAUGAGAACUUCUGUGGAGAACUGAGAAAUUGUACGGCCGUGAUGAAGAAUCAGGUGGCGAAGUUCAACGAUCUGCGAUUUGUGGGCAGGAGCGGCAGAGGCAAAAGUUUCACCCUGACGAUUGUCAUCUCGACGAAUCCCAUUCAAAUUGCAACCUACACGAAGGCCAUAAAGGUGACCGUGGAUGGGCCAAGGGAACCACGAUCCAAGGUUCGGCACCAGGGAUUCCAUCCGUUUGCCUUUGGGCCACAACGUUUUGGACCGGAUCCACUUAUGGCCGGAUUGCCCUUCAAGUUGCCAGGCUUUGCCCACCAUUUGGUCGGGAUGCACAGCCACCUGCACGCGCCCGAUUGGCGUGCCCACAUGGCCUUGGGCGGUCGUCCUGCCGCCUUUCCCGCCGCCCCCUUCUUUGGCCAUCAUGCUGCUGCGGCGGCGGCGGCCUUUCCCACGGCCAGUGGCCUGCGCGGAUUGAGUGGGGACAACCAGCAGCAUCAGCAGCAGCAAUUGGCCACCGUCGGCGCGGCACAUAGCACCACCAGUCCGGAGGGAUCGCCCACCACCACCACCACGAGCGGCACUCAGUUGAGCGCCUUUGUCCAGCCGCCGAUGACGUCAUCGCCGCCACCGGUGACCAGUUUGCAGCACGACAAUAACAACAACAAUAGCAGCAGCAACCACAUUGAUGCCGGUUUCGAAAGCGACAGCAUUUCGGUGACGGGUUCGCCGAGGAAAAGUCUAGGCUCACCAUUGACCCACGACGAGGAGGAGGCGGAAGCGGAGGCGGAGGCGGAGGAAACGGAAUCGGUGGGAUUGAAUCUAAAUAGUGGAGGAGUACAGGGCUCGCUGAGUGAAAGUUCACCCGGUUCGGGUGGCGCCUUCACCGCCCUCAUCCAACGCAGUGGCAAAAAUCCCACGGAAUUAUUUGGCGGUUUUGCUGGAGCCGGUGGCAAUCAUUUUGCCCCCGGCAGCGGUGGUCACAGUUUCAAUCCCGCUCUGGCCGCUCAGCUCUUCCUGCAAAGUCCGCUGCUACCGCAAUCCAGCCAGUGGCUGUAUACCCAACUGUACGGCAGCUACAGUGAUCUCCCGUGGCUAAGGAACGCAGCAGCCGCCGCGGCAGCCAAUAUCAAUCCCAGUCAGGAGAAUGUCGUUGGACCCACACUGCUGAGUGGCAAUCCCGAUCAUGAUGGUGUGAAUUUGAUUAAACGUUGUGUCACCUUGAUCACCCAUAAUCCACCGGAUGCGGAGAAUGCCAAUCCAAAUGCCUCGCCGCCGGUUAGUUCUACCCGGAGAUCACCGUCGCCCGUGGAGACCAUCGAUUUGGAUGAUGUCAGCACCACCUCGCGAUCGGCAAGUGGCUCAAGUGGUGGUGGUGCUGGCGGGCCCAUCAGGACGCGAACCCCAAAACCAUCGGCGGAUGUCUGGCGUCCCUACUAGCGGCUGGCGGCCGCCUUGCUCGGCACUUGUCUGGCGGCCCAAGGUCAGGGGGUGGAGGAGUUGGAGUAGUUGUGGGAGGAGCGGAACACUUAGCUGGUCCACUCGAAAAAGAAAAAGAUGAAUAAUAAUAGUUCAGCAGCGAGCUUGUGGUGUUGUGAAUAGUCGCCAUAUCGCAGCUGGCGGUGAUUGCUACUUGAAUUUGUUAGGUCUUAUUGGGAAAUCCCUUUAUCAGCUCUGUUUUCUUUAUAAAUUACACCAAAUUGUAUUCUCCGGAUUUGAUUUCCAUCGAAAUUACUUGAGUUUUGAAAUAAUUUAAGUCCCAUCCUUACUUAUUUUCUCAUUCACAUUCAGAUUAAACUGUAUAGCGUAGAAUGUGAAAUUUAAAACUAAUUCAAUUAAUGUUUUUAUUAUUAUUUAAAUUAUUAUUAUAUAAGUUAUAUAAACUGGAAUAUCUUUACUUAAAUUGCGCUUGAUACCAUCACAAAACAAAUGAAAAUUGUAAAUCUUCAAGUAGUUUUGUUCUUAAAUUUCAUACUUUAAUACUUUAAUAUGGCAUUUCAAUUUAAUACAUUUUUAUUUUAAGAAAUUAGUUAAGCUGCAAAGUGUUAAGUACAAAGUAAUAAAUGAAAUAAAUUGAAUUAAUUUAAAAUACUUAUUUCUGAUUUGUGAAAUUCGUACAUAUUGACUGCAAUAUUCUAAUUUCAAAUUUAAAAGUUGUUUGAAAUCCAAAAACGUUGAAUAUCAAAUUCAAGAAGCAAUACUCGCAUUAAGAAAUUUUUUGUGUUUUUUUGUAUGGUAAACCUUAAUGUAAGUGGCUCACAUAUCGAAUUUAAAUCAAUUAGCAUGGCCCUAAGAAUCAAAUAUAUAUACAAACAGUUGAAGGCGGGGGCUCACAUACAUAAUAAAUACGAAUAUAUACGAGAUCUGUGUACAUUGAACAUAUAUAUUGCUCUGUAUUUCCCCCUCCUAAAUCAAUAUUUGCUAAAAUUAAACAUAGAUGUUUAAGAAUAUACCAUUUUUUUUUGCAAGA
Messenger RNA from Drosophila elegans, 3466 nucleotides. RefSeq lists its product as uncharacterized. The coding region runs from base 475 to 2436 and encodes 653 amino acids. Lineage: Eukaryota; Metazoa; Arthropoda; Insecta; Diptera; Drosophilidae. Gene Ontology annotation, molecular function: RNA polymerase II cis-regulatory region sequence-specific DNA binding; DNA-binding transcription factor activity, RNA polymerase II-specific; ATP binding. The record is from RefSeq and is a predicted model, not a curated record. The transcript has 7 exons. Gene Ontology annotation, cellular component: nucleus. Gene Ontology annotation, biological process: regulation of DNA-templated transcription.